Messenger RNA from Exophiala aquamarina CBS 119918, 1782 nucleotides. RefSeq lists its product as uncharacterized. NCBI's taxonomy places the organism in Eukaryota, Fungi, Ascomycota, Eurotiomycetes, Chaetothyriales, Herpotrichiellaceae. Gene Ontology annotation, cellular component: Set3 complex. Gene Ontology annotation, biological process: regulation of transcription by RNA polymerase II. The coding region runs from base 1 to 1782 and encodes 593 amino acids. Gene Ontology annotation, molecular function: transcription corepressor activity; protein binding. The record is from RefSeq and is a predicted model, not a curated record. The transcript is spliced from 2 exons.
AUGUUCUUUUUUGGACCCGAGAGCGACAAACCCCGGCCAGAAGUAAGUCAAGACAUUCCACCUCAAGCAUAUUCGCCCGAGAAUUCGGGUAGUGUACCUCGGAAGCAUCCCCGCGACAGCCUUAUCAACGGUUUGUCGGAACCUACCACUCAGCCAGCCCCCAAGCGGAGUCGAAAGACUGCCGCUGGCUCUGAACGAAAUGGAAGCUCGACGAGGAAGCCCUCAGGUGCCGCCGCCACUCAGACGCCGUCGGGUUCUGCAAUGGAUGUUGAUAUCCCCAACGGCCAUCCGCCUUCGAUCAGUGAUGUCAGAUCACCUUCUGCUACUGAACCCGGUCUCGAUGAGAAUGGCAUGCAUGUCAAUGGCAUUAAACACGAUGAUCGUAUGGACGUAGAUGACGAUCCAUUGGACGCCGACCGUCAGGCCGUUGAACCGAGUGCCGAGCUUAUUGCCCUUCCUUUGCACACAUUGUCGAACGGUGCCAGUGUCGGAGUUCAAGUUGCGCCCGCUAAAGUUGCCAAUCUUUCCCCGUCAACACUUGUACUUAGCACUCAGGACGUGCCCGCGGCAGGAUCACCUCGACCCCCUCGGCAUGUUACAAGAGUCUCAUGGCGUCCUGGUCACCCGAAUGUUGUCACCGCAAUGGGUGAUGAUUUCUGCGGGACUUGGAAGCUCGAAGAUAGGACCGCCAAAACAGAAAAUGGAGUUCCAUUCCAGGCCCUUGUCGAAUCUGCCCAGUCUGAGUUCAUGAGUGCGCUUGCUUGGGAACCCAAUGGAGAAGUUUUCGCCCUGGCCACCUACAGCAACCAGACCGGCCAAUUGCAUCUCUUUGAUGGACAAGAACUUGCUUUGCUGGAAGCUUUACCUGCCUCACAAAGAGCAAUCACAUCCUUGCGAUGGCAUGGACGAGGUUUGCGCCUACUUGGAAUCGCGCCAUAUGACACUGAUGGCAAGAGCACCACCGACAGCAGUGGCUCAUCCAUCCUCUUGUGGGAUUUGUCCAAGGGACCGAACUUGGGCGGGCCAUUGUCGAUCUCGGUCCCAGAAAUACUGGUAGACAUGGACGCCGCCUCCUACGGUGGAGAGGGCAUCGUGUGCGCCGCCGGCCAGCACUCGGUCUAUCUUUGUCGAGCAUUCUCGAACCUUGAGGUUGCGGAAAGAUGGACAUCCGACGCCAAUGGAAACGACCAAUGGACGUUUAUCAGAUGCGCCUGGCACAGUAGUGACGCUAUCCUUGUCGCUGCAUCGGCUGAGACUCGCUGUAUAUGGAUGCCAAGUAAAGGCGUCACAAGGAAAGAUGCACACGAAGGUCCCAUCACUGCACUAGAACUACGCCCCAGGGUGGCUUCCUCGACAACAUCGGCAUGGAAACAAGAGUUUGCUACGUCUUCCAUGGACGGGACUGCCAAAGUAUGGAGAUACGACCCAGACAACUCCGCAAUCCUGUGUACCUAUAAAUUGACCAUCGGUCACGCAUCACCUCUUAUGACUCUGUCGUAUUCACCUGAUGGGUUCUGUCUAGCAGGUGCGAGCUACGACAUUAUUCGCAUCUGGAAUGCUGAACAUGGACACAAUCAUAUGGCGACUUGGAGGGGUGAAUCGGACGGUUGGAAUGGUUCACAACUGAGAGACGAUGACAUCAUGAGCGUGGGAGGCGUUUCAAGCCUGAAUGGAGAUGCGCUUCAGACAAGUGCAGACCACACUUUGACUUGGGAUUCUGAGAGUAAAAAACUGGCCUUUGGCCUGGGUUCACAGGUUGCCAUUGUCGACUUCCAGCGAUGA